Molecule: messenger RNA, 4521 nt
Organism: Halichondria panicea
Lineage: Eukaryota; Metazoa; Porifera; Demospongiae; Suberitida; Halichondriidae
Exons: 18
Coding region: 127-4383 (1418 amino acids)
Molecular function (GO): protein binding
Source: RefSeq, a predicted model, not a curated record
UACAAAAGAGGACACUGGGAAGUGGCCAAAUAUCUCGUCAUCACUCAUCACUGUGAUACAAAAAUUGCAGUGAAUGAGGCUGGAGACACUCCUCUCUCCCUUGAGUGUUCCCAUGGUAACUUAGAGAUGGUCAAGGCUCUUAUUAACAAGCAUGUAUAUCCAAAUAAGCCGGUCAACAAGGCUGGUGACACCCCACUCUCUCUGGCCUGUGCCAAUGGCCACUUGAACACUGUCAAGUACCUUGUAAACGAGCAUCAUUGUGAUCCUAGAAAUACAGUCAACAAGGCUGGUGAUACCCCACUCUCUCUGGCAUACAAAAAAAGACAUUUGAAGAAUAUCAAAUAUCUCACUCAAGAACAUCAGUGUGAUCCAAAAUUUGCAGUUAAUGAGGCUGGAGACACUCCUCUCUCCCUUGAGUGUUCCCGUGGUAACCUGAAUAUGGUCAAGGCUCUCAUCAAUAAGCAUGUUGAUCUAAAAAAGCCAGUGAACGAGGCUGGUGACACCCCACUCUCUCUGGCCUGUGCCAAUGGCCACUUGGACAUAGUCGAGUACCUUGUGAAGGAGCAUCAUUGUGAUUCUAGAAGUACAGUCAACAAGGCUGGUGACACCCCAUUCUCUCUGGCCUACAAACGUAGACACCGGGAAGUGGUCAAGUAUCUCGCUAUCACUAAUCACUGUGAUACAAAAAUUGCAGUGAAUGAGGCUGGAGACACUCCCCUCUCCCUUGAGUGUUCACGUGGUAACCUGGAUAUGGUCAAGGCUCUCAUCAACAAGCAUGUUGAUCCAAAUAACCCAGUCAACAAGGCUGGUGAUACCCCACUCUCUCUGGCCUGUGCGAAGGGCCACUUGAACACAGUCAAGUACCUUGUGAACGAGCAUCAUUGUGAUCCUAGAAGUACAGUCAACAAGGCUGGUGACACUCCACUCUCUCUGGCCUACAAACGUGGACACUGGGAAGUGGUCAAAUAUCUCGCUAUCACUCAUCACUGUGAUACAAAAAUUGCAGUGAAUGAGGCUGGAGACACUCCUCUCUCCCUUGAGUGUUCCCGUGGUAACCUGGAUAUGAUCAAGGCUCUUAUUAACAAGCAUAUUGAUCCAAAUAAACCAGUCAACAAGGCUGGUGACACCCCACUCUCUCUGGCCUUUAGAGGUGGACACUGGGAAGUGGUCAAAUAUCUCGCCAUCACUCAUCACUGUGAUACAAAAAGUUCCCUUUUACUAUCAAUAAAGUAUUGGCGUGAUUCAAAAGUGGAGUUUCUACUGGCAGAAUGCCACAGUGAUCCGAAUGUGACCGACAAAGAAGGCAAGACACCUCUCGAUUUGGCAAAUAACUCUAAGAUCAUAAAGCUCCUCUUGAAACACGGAGCCAAGGCUGCCAAUGUCUACAAGAAACACAGCAACCUUAUCGGAAGGCUCUCCUCCGAGCGACCCCCACAACUUCCUUUGUUUGCGCUCAUAAUUGGCGACGGUGGCGUAGGGAAGAGCACUCUGUUGAAAUCUAUUCACACCUCAAGAGGGUUUCGGUCUAUACUACAGAGGGCAAGACCAGUAAAUGGCGUCGAUGCAAGGACAGUGGGGAUUAUACCGUACGAAGUAAACACCAGGGAGUUUGGCAGAAUCAUUUACUUUGAUUUUGCUGGUCAGAAAGAGUUUUACACGAGCCACUGUGCCAUUCUUGAGAAUGCUGUUCAAACCUCACCACCCAUCAUUAUCCUCUGUGCUAAGCUUAUAGAAAAUGACGAGGCGAUUAUUGAUUCCAUGUAUCAUUGGUUGACCCUCGUCCAAAACCAGUGCACCAAUCUGAAAGAAAAAGCACACGUGAUAGUAGUUGGUAGCCAUGCAGACCAGGUGAAGAAAAUGGGAGAAGAUCCACGUGCCAAAGAGGCCAUCUUUGCCCCCAUUAUCAAGCAAUUCCCAAAGUUUGAGUUUACGGAGUUUAUUCCAAUGGAUUGCCGCUUCGCUGAUUCGAAUGAUAUGAAAAAAGCGAAAAGACAGAUCCAGAAAAGCUCUGCUACUCUCCGUUCUCCAGAAAUCAUCAGCUUGAAUGCUCACACCUUUUACAUUUACCUUGUCGAAAACUUCAAAGACAACCUCGCUUUGUUGUUGGGAAAAGUCCACGAAAGAAUUAAGAGCGAUCUUAACGAGGAUUUGUCACAACGCACCCAAGAUAUUCUUUCUUUCAUACCCAGCACGAUCCCUCAUCUUGUAGAGAUCUGUGACCAGCUGCAUAAAAGAGGUCUCCUUUUGUUUCUCCGCAAUGACAGCUCUCUGGAGAAGUCAUUUUUAGUGAUUGACAAAGAAACGCUUCUUUCCACAGUAACUGGGACUGUGUUUGCUCCUGAAAGUUUCCGCCAACACUGCAAGCUAGCUUCAAGCACUGGAGUGGUGCCUUUGUCGAAAUUUAAGAAAGCAUUCAAUGGCUUCGACAUAGAGAUGCUGAUUGCCUUCAUGUCCCAUUUAGAGCUGUGUUUUGAAAUCUUAGACAAACGAGUCUUGGAUUUCAUUUCAGAAGAGAUUGCUUCUUCCACUGACAGUGAUGCUGAGUCUGACACUCGAUACCUCUUCUUUCCAGGGCUGAUUCGUAUCGAAACUCCAGAUCAGGUUUGGAAAGACGCUCAGAGUAUCAAGUAUCACUUUGGCUGGAUAUUUGAAACAUCCCAAGACACCGAGUUUUUUGAUCCUCGCUGCCUUCAAGUCCUCAUUCUGAGGAUAGUGUUCAUGUUCCGACUUGCCCCUGCUCAAAAAAUAUUGCUCAAUGUCCCUUCCCUGCAGAGAUUCUGCUCAGUGUGGAAGAGUGGGAUCUGCUGGUACAACGAUGAUGGGAUCACUGCACACCUCGAGCUUGCUGAAAAUGGCCGAUCUCUUGUUCUCAAAAUGCGCACUGACACAGUUCGACUUGAAGGUCUGAUUCUUCGCUCUAGAAUUGUGAACACAAUCCGUGAGACUGUUGAAAGUUUUGGCCGCAAUGUGAAUGUGAUUGAAUCAGUGAUUGAUCCAGAUGAAGUUGUUAAGCAUCCUCUGAAAAAUCCUUCUGACCUCUCGCUGGUAAACAUCAAAGAUAUUGCAGCAACUGUCUCCUCCAAUGGAAGAAUGAUAAAAUCGACACAACAAGAUGGCCUCACCUUUGAGCACCUCUUACAGUUUGAGCCGUACGCUGGCCUAGAUCAAAUCACCAUACAGUGUAUCCACAGUGACAAGAAUGUCAAGAAAGAUGAGAAAAUCUCCAAAGAAUUCAUUUUCCAUUUUGCCAAUCAAGUUGUCGAACCCGAUAGUGAAGAGCUUAAUCAAGUAGCUCGAAACAGUCGCAUGUACAGAAGAAUAAUGAGCAAUUCUAAUGUCAACAUUCAGUCAGUUAGUCCCAGACAGGAGGUGGUCCAGGCUCUCAAGACAUGGAGGAGUGAGACUGAGGGAACUUACAGCUGUCUGAGGGAGACUCUCAACAAGUACAGCGUCUUCACUGGGAGAAACCCUCUGGACCUAGCUGAUGUGGCUCAUGAUGAUAUUGAUCUCUCUGUGUUUAGUAGCAGUAGUGAUGAGCAAAAGGAUCCAGAGACUACCAGCCUCCAUGAGUUGAUGGUCAAGCAUGGAGUCACUGAUGAGCAGUUGGAUCGAGAGAUUGAACAAGACGACCUUGCUCCAGUAGCAGUGCACUUUGAUGAUGUAGAGCUUUACCUCAACCCACUGAAGUUGACUGACAAUGAACAAGCUGACGUGAGGCGAGAGACUUAUUUAAGUAAAAGGAAUCAAGUGGCAGUGAUCAACUGUUUGUCAAUCUGGAGAGGUCACAAACCCAGCGAAGCAACCUUCAGAGCACUGAUUAGGAUCUUAUUGGAUCUGAGGAAGGAAAAAAUCGCUACCAAGAUCUGUCAGUACUUAAUGAAAAAUACAAUGACUGUUCUUGACAAACACCGAUAUGACCUAGCUGGUGUGGCUCAUGAUGAUAUCGAUCCCUCAGUGUUUAGUAUCAGUUGCGAUGGUAUCAGUGGUGAUGAGAAAAAGGAUCCAUGGACCACCAGUCUCCACGAGUUGAUGGUCAAGCAUGGAGUCACUGACGAGCAGUUGGAUCUAGGGAUUGAACAAGAUGACCUUGCUCCAGUAGCUAUGCACUUUGAUGAUGUGGAGCUCUACCUCCACCCACUGAAGCUGAAUGGAAACGAACAAGCUGAUGUGAGGACUUGCGCUCAUGUUAGUAAAAAGAAUCAAGUGGCAGUGAUAAACUGUUUGUCAAUCUGGAGAGGUCACGAACCCAGCGAAGCAACCUUUAAAGCACUGAUUAGGAUCUUAUUGGAUCUGAGGAAGGAAGAAAUUGCUACCAAGAUCUGUCAGUACUUGAAUGAAAAAGGCUCAUACAGUGAUCUAUAUGUGAGUGCUGAGAGUGACUGACUGUAUAGAGAUAGAGCUAUGUGUAUAGGACUCUUGUACUGAAUUGAACACCAUGACAUUAAUUAAUUAGUUGUUUGUUAUGUGUGUGUGUGUGCAUGUUUUGUGCAGUUAUUUAACCCUGCUUCAAGUAUAAACUAC